Tigriopus californicus is the source of this 1872-nucleotide messenger RNA. RefSeq names its product Y+L amino acid transporter 2-like. Gene Ontology annotation, cellular component: membrane. NCBI's taxonomy places the organism in Eukaryota, Metazoa, Arthropoda, Copepoda, Harpacticoida, Harpacticidae. The transcript has a single exon. The coding region runs from base 114 to 1637 and encodes 507 amino acids. The record is from RefSeq and is a predicted model, not a curated record. Gene Ontology annotation, molecular function: L-amino acid transmembrane transporter activity. Gene Ontology annotation, biological process: amino acid transmembrane transport.
AAAUUGCAUCUGUAAAGACGAGAACGAAAUUAAGUGUAUGCUCUCUGAAACGAAAGAAAAGUGUUUUUUUUGUAGUAAAGCAAAAUUGAUGUAAAGCUCAGGUGGUAUUCCACAUGUGUAUGAAUAAGCAGUGCAUCCGAUCUUUCUUUAUUUCAGUUCAAUUUGGAACCAUGACCUCGCCAAACAGCCAUGGCAAAUCCGAUAGGAUCCCCCUCUGUCCCAAAGUGGUUGAAAAACCUCAGAUGGAGAGGGUCAUCUCGGGUUGGAAUGCGGGUAUGUUCAUUAUGUGCAGCACAAUCGGAUCAGGGAUUUUCAUAUCGCCCACAGCCGUUUUGGCUGGCACGGGAUCGCCCGGAAUGGCACUCAUAUUUUGGGCCCUAGGGGGAUUUGUAUUCACUCUGAAUGCUUUCAUCUAUGCGGAACUGGCCUUGACGUUUCCCGAAAUGGGCUCCGAUUAUGUCUUUCUUUACCACGGCCUUGGAGACUUGCCAGCCUUUAUUUUUAUGUGGACCUGCCUGGUUUUUGAAAGUACCUCAAGCCGUUGUGUCACCUCGCUCACUGUGGGACUUUAUACGUGUUCCCUGUUUUGGAAUAAUGUCGACUUUAUGUGGGAGGCCCAAGUGGUCAUUGCCAUUCUUACUCUUGGUGUUUUGACCUUCAUUCAUUGCCGUGGAACGUUUGAGGCCGUCUGGGUGUCGUGCCUGCUCACUUACUCUAAAUUGGUGGGAGUAGCCGUCAUCAUUGGGACUGGCCUUUACCAAAUAUUUGAUGUUUAUCAUGGACUCCCCGUUGAAGAUUGGUUCCAAAACACAACCCAGAGUUUGGAUGGCUACGUUCAAGCCUUUUAUGCCACCUACUGGGCUUACUCUGGAAUCGCCCCCAGUGUGACCAUUGUUGAAGAGCUGGAACAACCCGUAAAAACUAAUCUUCUCUUGGCAGUGGGGUUGAGCAUGACUUUGGUCACCAUGGUGUAUGUUGUAACCAAUUUUGCCUAUUUCUUGGUCUUGUCUCCUCCGGAGUUAUUGAGUUCAUCUGCUGUGGCAGUGUCUUACAUGAACAAGGCCCUUCCAACUUUGGCUCCCGUCAUGAUAUUUUUCGUUAUUUGCUCCACUUUGGGAACGUUGAAUAACACCAUUUUAUCCGUGGCAAGAUUACUCUUGGCUGGUGCCCGCAAAGGACAUUUACCAAAAGCUUGUUCGUUGUUGAACGUGUCCAGAAACACUCCAAUAUUCAACCUAUUGAUGUCAUUGUUUUUGACCAUUCCUUUGCUUCUGGUUGGCGGUAUCAACCAGCUGAUUCAAUUUGCGGGCUUCAUGUCCAUUCUGUUUGGAGCAUGUGCCAUAUUUUCUUUGAUCAAACUGAGAGUGACCCAGCCAUGCAAACUAAAGACCUUUCAAUUGCCAUUGAUAGUGCCGAUCUUCCAGUUUUUUGUGUACUCUCUCAUACUGAGUUAUUCCGUUUAUUGCCGACCUUACACUUUUGCCCUCGCUUUAUGUCUUGUUCUCUCCGGAAUCCCAGUAUACUUUAUAUUUGUUGAUAGAGAUUUACCCAGACUGUUGGUCUCAAUGGACGAACGUGUCACAUGUUUCUUUCAAAGGGCUCUGAACUCUUUGCCCGAAGGACUCGAAGGCAAAUAGGAACAAUUGAAUUUGUUGAUUCAUCCAUUUGCAACAGCCAUUUCAUUUUCCAUGCAAGUGAUAUGUCUCCAUGGCGAAGAUAUUUUUCUGACCAGAAAUGAACCCCAUCAACCUCCAUUUGAAUUGAGCUAUAUCUCAUCGUGGAAUUCAACCAGAAAUACCAAACAAAAAAUAAGCUGGUUUUCUUGCUUUUAAUAAUCUAACAUUCGCAAAAUAAACUUAUCAGCUAUUAAAU